Helianthus annuus (common sunflower) is the source of this 912-nucleotide messenger RNA. RefSeq lists its product as uncharacterized. The transcript has a single exon. The record is from RefSeq and is a predicted model, not a curated record. Bases 1 to 912 code for a protein of 303 amino acids. Lineage: Eukaryota; Viridiplantae; Streptophyta; Magnoliopsida; Asterales; Asteraceae.
AUGUCGCGACUUGCAGCCGAAUUUGCAAUGAAGGAUCUAGGGCCUCUAAGUCAUUUUUUGGGUAUUCACGUGCAAAGGCAAGGUAACAAGGUGUUUCUUUCUCAACAGGUAUACACGAAAGAAAUCAUUGACAGGGCUGGCAUGUCUUCGUGCAAACCCGCUGCCACUCUAGUUGAUACCAAACCCAAGCUUGGGUCGAACUCGGGUGACGAUUAUGACGACCCGACAUUGUAUCGCAGCCUUGCGGGAGCUCUUCAAUAUUUAACAUUCACGAGACCCGAUAUUUGCUACGCCGUUCAACAGGUGUGUAUGUUCAUGCACGCACCCAAAGUGGAUCAUUGGAAUGCACUUCAACGAAUCAUUCGCUAUCUACAAGGUACCUCCUCUCAUGGUUUGACUAUCGGUGCUUCACCGGGCUUCUCAUUACGAGCAUACACUGACACCGAUUGGGCGGGGUGUCCGGAUACGCGGCGAUCUGCCUCAGGUUAUUGUGUCUAUUUAGGCCCCAACAUUAUCUCAUGGUCGUCCAAACAUCAAUCGGUUAUCUCUAGGUCUAGUGCUGAGGCAGAAUAUCGGGGCGUCGCUAAUGUGGUUGCGGAAAUUUGUUGGCUUCGAAACCUUUUGUUGGAAUUACAUAAGCCUCUAACCACCGCUAGUCUUGUGUACUGCGAUAAUAUUAGUGUUAUUUAUUUAUCCGGGAACCCAGUUCAGCAUCAAUGUACCAAGCACAUAGAGCCGGACAUUCAUUUUGUUCGUGACCUGGUUCAAAGAGGUUCUGUUCGGAUUCUACACAUCCCUAUGCGUUUUCAAGUUGCUGACAUAUUCACGAAAGGCUUACCCAAGGUGUUAUUUGACGAUUUCCGGACCAGUCUCAGCAUUCGGCCUCCUCUAGCUUUGACUGCGGGGGUGUAA